Messenger RNA from Nerophis ophidion (straightnose pipefish), 3324 nucleotides. RefSeq names its product oocyte zinc finger protein XlCOF8.4-like. Gene Ontology annotation, biological process: regulation of transcription by RNA polymerase II. NCBI's taxonomy places the organism in Eukaryota, Metazoa, Chordata, Actinopteri, Syngnathiformes, Syngnathidae. Gene Ontology annotation, molecular function: DNA-binding transcription factor activity, RNA polymerase II-specific; RNA polymerase II cis-regulatory region sequence-specific DNA binding. Gene Ontology annotation, cellular component: nucleus. The record is from RefSeq and is a predicted model, not a curated record. The coding region runs from base 121 to 1170 and encodes 349 amino acids. The transcript is spliced from 3 exons.
CUGGGACAAUAGUGAGUGGUGCACACUUCCUUCGCCCGGCCACAGAAGACAAAAAAGAGUUGCUGGUGUAACAAUAGGAAGAAUAUAUUCCACUCCUCUCUUGUACACGCGGCUUAUGAGAUGAACGCUCGUCAAGAAGAACGUCCCCUUCAGCAGCAGGAGGAUCCACAGCCCCCCCACAUUAAAGAGGAAGAGGAGGAAGUGUGGAUGAGUCAGGAGGGAGAGUGUCCUGUAGGGCAGGAGGAGGCUGAUGUCAGCAAGUUUCCACUGACUGUUGUCUCUGUGAAGACUGAAGAGCAUGAAGACAAACCACCUGAGUCCUCACAGCUUCAUCACAGUCCAAACGUCUGUGAAGAACAUCUUCUCUCUGAGCAACAGAAGUGGAGCUUCAGGAUGGGCAAGGAGGAGCCACAGCCCUUCCACAUUAAGGAGGAAGAGAAGGCGCCACAUACAUUGCAAAUGCAAAGGGAAGAAAAUAACCCACUGACCCCGCAUUUUAAAGAGGAAGAGGAGGAACACAGCAUCAGUCAAGAAUGGUUGGAGAAGUUCCAUUUGAUUGUGAAGAGUGAAGAUGAUGGGGUGAAAGGUGAAAGUGAGGAGAGGGGAGGGGGGGAGCCUCCAAGCAGCAGCUCAACACAACACAUGACAACAGAAGCUGAUGGAGACCACUGUGGAGGAUCACAAGCAGACAAGCUCUUAGCUCCACUAUCAGAUAGUGAGGACACAACGUCACACUCUCCUGACACUGAUGAUGAAGACUCUAAAGAUGAUAAGACAUGUCACACUGACAACACUCACUUCACAUGUCCUCACUCUCACAAAACUUUUAAAUACCAUAGUUAUCUGAAAAGACUCAUGAGAACACACACUGGAGAAAAACCCUUUUCAUGCUCAAUCUGUGGUAAAGGUUUUGUAGAAAGUCGCGAUUUGAAAAGACACAUGAGAACACACACUGGUGAAAAACCUUUUUCCUGUUCAACCUGUGGUAAACGUUUUCUUGUAAAUCAUCAUUUGAAAAGACACAUGAGAACACACACUGGUGAAAAGCCUUUUUCCUGUUCAAUCUGUGGUAAAGGUUUUACAACAUGUACAUAUGUGAAAGUACACACUAGAACACACACUGGUGAAAAAUCACAUUCCUGUUCAAUCUGCAACAGAAGCUUUUGUUGACGAUCAAAGCUUUUAGUACACAUGAGAAAACACCCAGGAGAGAAAGUGUUGAGUUGCAGUGUGUGUGGUGAAAGAUUGUCUUCUAAGUACCAGUGUAAGAAACACAAGUGUGCUGGUGAGAACAGCAGCAGCAAAUGAAACUGCAGGAUUUGAAAUAAACUGUCCAGACUUUCAUUUUGACUUUCUAACAACAUCAGCACAUCAAUCAAGUACAUGCAUUAAUGUACUUUUAUUAAAUAUUGAACAAAAUAGUUUGACCGAAAAGGUGAGUGUAAACAGUACAAGACAUACUUCACAUACAAAAAACAUUUUAUUUGUAUAUAUAUGCAUAAUACAAUUUUAGAAUUAUUCAUAAUAGUUUUUUAUAGGCGUUUGAAAUAUUGAAGAAUUACAUUUUUUUUAUUUGUAAUUGUUAAUAACUCCAUAGAUUAUCACCUUUAUAUGAUAUACAUAUGUACUGGUUCACAUCUGAAACAUCUUCUGGACCACUUCAGGAAGCAUAUUAUUAUUUACUUUAUAUAUAAUUUGAACAGUUGUCUUUCAUACAAUUUUAAAAUGUGUGACUUUAUGAAUCAUUUGUUGGGUCUCUAUUCAUCCAGUUUAUUAAUGAUCUUUAUUACUGUCUUUUGUGAUAUGAUGAUUGUGUUGUGAUUAUUUUAUAUGUAUGUCCCCAGACCUUUAUGCAAUAUAAAAGUGAGAGAAAAUGGCUGAAUUGUUUGUGGAAGGAUGGUUUUGUUUUUACAAACUUACAUUUGUGGAUAAAACAAAAACUCCUAUUAUUGUGUUUUAAACAUUUUUAUGGUUGUUUUUCUUUUUAACAUCCCCAAAACAAUAUCAAUAUCAAUCAAAGUUUGUCGUUUUGGCAAAAGCCAAUAUUGUACAUCAUCCUACAUAGAUUUACUUUGCAUACAUUCAUAAAAUAAACAGUUUAUUUUGUUUCCCACUCACAGAACGAACAAGUGUUGUCUUCAAUUGCUAUUCAAUAUCCUAAAAAUGAUUUUAAGUGGUCAAUUCCGGGGUUGUUUUUUUUCCAAAAUGAACCCCUUUGCCUUUGGAAGAUUGGAAACUUUCAAGUUCUAUUUUUUUUUAAUAUACUAUUGAAGAAAUAGUAAAUAAUUACAAAAGAUGGUAUGCUGUAAUUAGAAUGUUUUUUACAAAAGCCUUUUAUUUUUAGUAAUUAUUUUUAUUUGCAGGAUGUCGUUAAUGAAAUCUUCAAUUCAUAAAAUACUUUUCUCACUCAAUAAGUGCAUCAGUGACCAAAUGCCUUUUUCAAACCAUUGCUGUACAAAGAUGGAUUUGUUUCUCAUUUUAAUAUAAGAACAAUUCCAUAGUGGAGUAUUGUGUGUGAUGAAGUUGUGUUUGUAAAUUAGUUUCCAGUACAACAACACUACUCUAGCCUUGACUGGAGGGCAAAGCAGGUCUAAAUAGCAACCGGCUGAUUGACAGUCCAGGUGUGGCCAGGUGCCAAUCAGCCGCAUCUGAGGGGAAACAGCUCUCAGAGAGACAAGCAGGAAACUGAACCAAAAUAAGAGCGCUUACAGGAAAUAAAAACAAACACAGAGGAAAAAACCUAACUAAACUGUCAGUGACAAAUUUGACACAUUUAUUAAAAAAACAAAACUUCUAUCGAUAUUUGCAGUUGCGGCAUUUUGUUAAUAUGAAGGUGAAAAAUGUAACAAAGACCAGCAUAUGUUUAAUUGAACUGUUUACAAAAGUUUACAAUGCAGAAAUUAUUGAUAGAAGUGUUUCAUGUUUGUAUAAGAAAUCAUAUUUAACUUCAUAUAUUAAAACAAAAUGGGAGAAGGAAGGAGGGAUAACUACAUCUGAGGAAGAAUGGACAAUAAAAAGGAGAUAUCAAUGGACUUGUAGCAGCUCACCCAAGUGGAGAGUUUGGCUGGGAAAGUUUUAUUCCACCUUCUCAGAAGUCUCAGUAUGAUAACAACUCCCCUGCCUGUUGGACAAAUUGUGGGAAUCUAAAGGCAAACCACUAGCAUGUUUUCUGGGACUGCUCUGCCAUAAAGGACUAUUGGAAAGAGAUACACCAAGCUCUACAGGAUAUUUUCAAAUCACCCCUUGAAAGUAACAUUCUGUUUUUCACACAUCGCACCUCAGGAUUGGCUGAAAAAAGAGAAAUACUUCAUGAAUAUCCUACUA